Alternaria arbusti is the source of this 1926-nucleotide messenger RNA. RefSeq lists its product as uncharacterized. Lineage: Eukaryota; Fungi; Ascomycota; Dothideomycetes; Pleosporales; Pleosporaceae. Bases 1 to 1926 code for a protein of 641 amino acids. The record is from RefSeq and is a predicted model, not a curated record. The transcript is spliced from 5 exons.
AUGCUCACUACCCCACAGAACUCAUCCGGCUCAUCAACAGGCUCAGCCGUAGCCGUCAGCGCAGGCUUCGCCCCUCUCUCCAUCGGCGCCGACUUCAACGGCUCGCUCACAAAUCCAGCUACUCGUGCUGCGCUGUAUACCAUACGCACUACGCCUGGUAUAGUAUCGGGACGCGGAUGCUUCCCGUUCUCGAAGAACAGGGAUAGUGUUGGGCCGAUGGCGAAGUGUGUUGCGGAUCUUGUUGGGCUGCCUAAUGUUAUUGUGGAUGUUGAGCAUCCGGGAGUGCCUGAGAGAGGGUAUGGGACUGAGGUUUCGAGGGAGUGGGGGGAUGUUUCGUUCGCUACGUUGGAUCCGAGACGUUGGUGUUUGGCGGAAGGGGUGCAGAAACCGAGGCCUGGGGCGUUGGAUGAGAUUAUACGGGAGACACUUGCCGCCUACGAAAAGAUCGAAAGCCUCGCUAAGCGCGUUGUUGGUCCAGUCGACCUGAUUACCGACGAAACAUUAGAUGAGAGCAUGAACGACGUCUUGGCCACAAUAAAAAACGAUUUCUCCAACCUCUUCGAAGCCUACACAAACGGUCUGGACACGCCUAAAGUGAAGACCCUAAAGGAGCUGAUCGAGUUCACUGAACAACAUCGCAAGAUCGAGUUACCAGAGCAUUCUCCAAACCAAGACAAGCUCAUCCAAAGCCUCCAAGCAGCGAACUCCCUUACGGACGCAGAGUACACCCGUCUUGAUAUAAAGGCGACCGCGUCGGCCGCUGAUGAUGCGAUCGACAAAACCCUCCACUAUCACAACGUCGACGUCAUCAUAGGUCCAGCAGAUAGCAGAUUACCUGACGUUGUUGCUUUGGCUAACCAGCAUAGUGUGCUUUUCGAGACACCCAAAAAUUCCGUUCCAUACAUGAAAUUCUGGCUCAAGAAGGUUGAAACUGAAGGCAUUCAAGAAGAAUGGCUGGCAUUACUCGCCUAUGACAAGGAGAGCUAUUUGGGAAUGAUCCCCUUUGGAAUUUUCGACUUGCAUAUGAAAUCGUACACAGACAUCGACGAUGCGGACCCAAGUUCAGCGAAAGCACCCAGCAAAUUUUUCGUUGAACUUCUUCACCAAUACAUACGCAUGUACGUAGCAAUUGUUGAAACAGAGAGGAAGGGAUUCAUGGAAGCGAUCAACAAGGUGGAAGACUCCCUAAACUCGGAUCAACGUCCUAGCAGCUUGCUUCGGUCACUCAAUACCAUCAGCCGUAGGAUUAGAGCUGCAAGCCUAGAAAUUAAGCUUACGUUUAGCAAAGAUGCUGCAGAGUGGGCAAAGGAUAUCUCAGCGUCACAGUUUCACGCGCCCAUAACGUCAGAAAAGCCGUUUUUGGCUCAAGACAUAGAGCAGUACCAUCCAGAUCGAUUGCGAGAAGUUGCCGCGGAGGUCCACCAACAUAUUGAAGAUGUUAUUGCGGAAAGGCAGCAGGAAAGACAGGAGAAGCUUCAAGAGCUAGAAGAUGUUCGGAGGAAGGAAGAAUGGGAACUUCUGCAACAAAACCUCGAGAUUGCGAAAGCAACCCAACGAGACAGUCGCCUGAUGAGUGGCGUAGCGUGGGUAACAAUGGCGUUCCUCCCGGCCACCUUUGUCUCUUCCUUCUUUGGCAUGAACUUCUUCAACGGCAUCGCCGGUGACGUCCCAUUUGAUGAAGCGAGCCGUAGCGUUUGGUUGUUCUUUGUGAUAGCAAUACCCACCAGUGCUUUCGUUCUGCUUACAUUUUACGUCUGGAACGAGAAACAGAAGAAGGAAGAUGAGCACAAAAGGAAGCUAAGGGAGAAGACUACGAGGGAGGAUACUGCAAGCGAGGAUGCUGCGAAGAGGAAAACGUACGAAGGCACAACAGUGACAUCCACGGGAAACGACGUGGAACCGCCAGGACUACGACAGAGGAUGUGA